Messenger RNA from Cladophialophora immunda, 2514 nucleotides. RefSeq lists its product as uncharacterized. The transcript has 4 exons. Bases 178 to 1905 code for a protein of 575 amino acids. The record is from RefSeq and is a predicted model, not a curated record. Lineage: Eukaryota; Fungi; Ascomycota; Eurotiomycetes; Chaetothyriales; Herpotrichiellaceae.
CGUAGCGUCUUUCCCACUUGUUCUAUACUCGAUGCGCUGGGUCCAAGCUGAUUGACGAUCAAUCAGCCCCUGCCUUAUACUCCUACUGGUUUGUGUUCUCUUCUCUUCCGAUCUGAAAUAUGUGUUUCCGCCUGAUCGCGGCUUGGAUAUGUGAACCUUCUUCGCGCGACGAGAGCCAUGUUGGCGACGGUUCUUUUCAUUACUCUGCUAUGCUCGUCAACAGCUUUAUCUUCUGUGUCACGCAGGGCGACCACGAACUUGGACCCUGCCUGGGCUUAUAAUGCUUCACAGUUCUACAGGCGUUGCUCGCAGGCGAGUAUCGUAAUCGGCGACUACCUCUAUAUAGACGGCGGCGAGAUUUAUUACCUUGAUGAUCAAAAGUCGCCGCGAAGCCUACCAUUAAAUUCAACUUACUCCGUCAGCUUGACAUCGACCUGGACCAAUCGCUCGAUAUCUCUGAAUCCCAUCGCCAAAGGCUCAGCGCCGGUCUUGAACGGAGCGAAUGUGUGGCCGGAUGACGCUGGCACCUCGUUUUAUUCAUUCAAUGGGAUCGUGAGCCAGGCUUAUACGACACCGCCCGAGCCGCCACCGGACCAGCUGUGGCAGUUUUUGCCUGAUGGCAGUUCAGGAAGCUGGACCAUUGUGGAUGCACCAAAUCUGAAGAGACUGAACAAGGCCGGCUCAACAUCUGGGAAUGGAUCCUCAUAUAUCCUCGGAGGUUGGGGGAGUUGGCUGACCGACUCGGAAUACUCCAGUAAUACUGCGUUAAGACAUCCAGGAGGUGGUUUGGUGACAUACAACUUGGACACUCGGACGUGGGCAAACCAGAGUAUUGCAGAACUGGCGCCCUCAGGCUGGUCAUACGAGGCUGAAUUCCAUUAUCUCGAAGGGCUGCAGCGGGACGGACUGUUGCUUGCUAUGGGUGGAGCCACAGCGCCGCCUGGACCUAUCUCCUCCGGAGGACAGACCUUGAACUCCUACGGAUAUGUUAGUCUUUUCGAUACUGCUACCGGGACGUGGUAUAAUCAGUCGACGACAGGCGAUAUUCCAGUCCAGCGGUAUGACACAUGUUCAGUCGGUGUCCAAGGGGACAAUGGCACGUUCGAGAUUUUCCUGUAUGGAGGCUCCGUGGUACCACCUCAGACGACGCAGCCAACAGAUCAGCAAUCCAACAUCGACUUGGCCAAGGUGUCCAUCCUGUCCUUACCAUCUUUUCACUGGCACACGACGGCACUGAAUCCUAAGCAUUCACGGGCUAAGCACAGCUGCAAUCUAGCUGGCAACAGGCAGAUGAUUGUUGUCGGUGGUGCCAUUGCCAAUGUUGCGAACGCCCAUCAGACAAAAGAUCCAUGGGCACAGGGGCUGGGAGUUUUCGACAUGACCGAGCUAGAAUGGAAGGACUCUUAUGAUCCGUCUGCUGCGACUUACCAGACACCAAACAUCGUCAAGCAAUAUAUCUCGGCGAAUGGACAAUACCCUACGACCUGGGAUUCCCAGACAGUUGAAUCGUGGCUUUCGGCCAAAGCAGCCCCGAACCCCACCAGCUCGUCUAGUCCAGCAAGCUCAAGCCCUGCUUCUAACGGUGGCAGCGGCAGUAGCAAUACCGGUGCAAUUGUCGGAGGUGUUGUGGGCGGUGUCGGCGGACUCCUCAUUCUAGGAUCGGCGUUCUUCUAUCGCCGUCACCAAAGAUCCCGGAGAAUCGGUCGACAAUCACUCAACUCCGAGGAACUCAUUACUCGCGAUCAAGAACAGCCGCAUGGCGACGCUUCCUCUAUGGUUGAUAUGACAUCACACCCUGAGGAACUCGCCGCCACCGAACCUCGUACUGAGCUCCCAGGGAUGCCUGUUGGUUUCGCAACGCCAGCUGCCAAGGAAGCGGCGCACGGCGCCCACGAGUUGCCGUGAAGGAGACAUAUCUCGGCCAGGCAAGCCACCGAUUUGUCACGAUGAUCAACAUCGAAGAGUGACAACUCUCCAACGCCUCAAGCUCGGUCAGAAGCCCAUGCAGCAACGCCGUGCCGGUGCAAGAAGUGUGUUACCAAAAGCCACAUGGAGAUUCGUCUCCAGCAGAUGCAUACGUCCUGGAUAUGCUCUUGUUCCACGAGGCUGUUUCACUCCAAUUGCAGCAUGUCAGGCUCCAGAUCCCUGCCAUGAUCGUCCGUGGCUAAAGAUGCCGGUACGCAACAUGGGCAAUGUGUGAGACAAGGAUGGACAAUGUCCACUCGCCGAUCUGGCACUGAUUCCUAAGCCGCUAUGGCUGAGGCAGAGUGGUUACCUAGAUAAAGAUACUUGUCCUUCUCGAGAAGUCAGAGAGAGGAUCUCUGACUGGUUUUGGAGAGGACAUGUUCCUAAUCCCAAAUGAGAGAUGGAUGCGUGAUACAGUAAAUAGAAAAGUCGUAUCUUUCCAAAGGUGAGGGGACAAGAUGAGCUCGGCAUCGAUCUGCCUUGUCCUUUGAUGCCAAGACAUGGGAUCAGUUCACUUGCCACAUCUGGUAUAGCCAAUCGCUAGCGGCC